GCAGAUCUCCCCAAAAUAUCAUAAAUUACAACAUAAUAAGUAAGAUGUUCCUUUUUACUGACCCAAUUCAAUUUUCACUUUCCUGGGCAUUUUCCAAAGUACUAUACAAAAUUUUCUUGGCAACAAGAAGGAAAUAAAUGUAUAAGAGUUUAUAUCAUGAAAGUAUAGAUCAAAGAAUUAAAUUCAAACAAACAAAAAAGAGUUUGGGCCUUACAUUAUGUGAUGUUAGUAAAAAUUAUACUCUAAAAAAUGGAGACUGACAUAGUGGGGGCAGUGGGAGCGUAUAAUAACACAUUGAGCCAGAUCCUCCUAGAAUUGUAAUCUUGUUGGACUGACCCAGAUCCUUGACAGCUGAGUUAUUGAAUUCAGAACCAUAUGGGACCUGUCCAUGAAAGUGUAUCAGAGGAAUGUCUAUGAGUCAGAAAACAUGAAUAUAAAUUUUGAGAGAGAUAAAAUGGCUAAUACAAUGGACUUUGUUGUUGCUUCCCUCCACAGAUUAGAAUGAGUAUCUCAGAAGCCAGUAAUAUCUCUGGGUCUGUGAGUGAGUUCAUCCUCCUGGGCUUCCCCUACCACAGAGAGAUCCAGAUCCUCCUCUUUGUGCUCUUCUCCCUCAUCUACCUCCUGACUCUCAUGGGGAAUUUGUCCAUCAUCUGUGCAGUGUGGUCAAGCAGGAAACUCCACACACCCAUGUACAUCCUCUUGGCCAACUUCUCCUUCCUGGAGAUCUGCUAUGUCAGUUCGGAUGUGCCCAAAUUGUUGGCCAACAUCAUCUCCCAGACUAAGAGCAUCUCCUAUGCUGGCUGCCUGCUCCAGUUCUACUUCUUCUUCUCCAUGUAUGCUGCAGAGGGCUACUUUCUGUCUGCAAUGUCCUUUGAUCGAUUUCUUGCUAUUUGUAGACCUUUGCACUAUCCCACUAUAAUGACCUAUCACCUAUGUGCUCAAUUAGUAGUCUUCUGUUGGAUAGGUGGCUUUUUAUCCAUACUGGUGCCGGCAAUUCUUAUGUCUCGGGUGCCCUUCUGUGGCCCUAACAUCAUUGACCACUUUUUCUGUGACCUUGGACCAUUACUGGCAUUUUCCUGUGCCCCAGUUCCCAAAACUACUCUGACUUGUGCCACUGUCAGCUCUCUCAUCAUCUUCCUCACCUUCCUCUACAUUCUUGGGUCCUACUCCUUGGUUUUAAGAGCUGUACUACGAGUUCCAGCUGGCUCAGGCAGGAACAAAGCUUUCUCUACCUGUGCCUCCCAUUUCCUAGUGGUGUCCCUAUUCUAUGGCUCAGUCAUGGUAAUGUUUGUGAGCCCAGGGUCCAGGAGUCAUCCUGGGACACAGAAAUUUGUGACCUUGUUUUACUGUAUGGCAACCCCAUUCUUUAAUCCUCUUAUCUAUAGCCUCUGGAACAAAGUUAUGAAAGAUGCACUAAAUAAAGUCCUAAGAGCACCAACAAAAGUAAUUACUAAAAAUAUAGAGAGAUGA
Loxodonta africana (African savanna elephant) is the source of this 1470-nucleotide messenger RNA. RefSeq names its product olfactory receptor 11H6-like. The transcript has a single exon. Gene Ontology annotation, biological process: G protein-coupled receptor signaling pathway. Gene Ontology annotation, molecular function: olfactory receptor activity; G protein-coupled receptor activity. The record is from RefSeq and is a predicted model, not a curated record. Lineage: Eukaryota; Metazoa; Chordata; Mammalia; Proboscidea; Elephantidae. Gene Ontology annotation, cellular component: membrane. The coding region runs from base 502 to 1470 and encodes 322 amino acids.